This is a messenger RNA of Dichotomopilus funicola, 2484 nucleotides long. RefSeq lists its product as uncharacterized. Bases 1 to 2484 code for a protein of 827 amino acids. The transcript has a single exon. Lineage: Eukaryota; Fungi; Ascomycota; Sordariomycetes; Sordariales; Chaetomiaceae. The record is from RefSeq and is a predicted model, not a curated record.
AUGUGCACCGAAGAGUACAUCUCCUACCAAUGCGGCCACCGCUCCAUGAGCGUGGUGCGUCCCUGCCCCAUGACCACAUCCGGACACAACUUCCCCGUCUGCUCGGGUCCCCUUGAGAGAGCUCAGGUUUCCGAGACCAUGUGCUGCGCCUGCGAGCGCCAGCUGCAUUCCCGCUGGGUGCUGAUCCGGGAGUGGGAGCACCGCUGGAUGCAUGAGAGGGGGGUUUGUGGAUGCAAGGUGGUUUUUCCUGGGCUGUUGACUACGCCUAGGGUUACGGGGGAGUCGUCUACUGCGGUUGGAGACUUGGUGGUUAAGGAGGAGGACAAGAAGGCUUCGUCUGAUGUUGUGGCCUCUGAUCAGACGGACAUGGACCUUCAGACAAAGGUUGAUCUACAGACGAAGAAUGUUCAGACGGACACUUCCAAGAACAACACCACGGCUCUAACCAACAAAGACAAAGACAACCAUGUUCCUGCCCUUUUCACCGAGGGAGUCAGUUCCUCUGGCGAACCCCAUGUCGUUGUCCGCCUCCCCGGCCUUUAUGCCGCUGAGUGGCACGCAGACCAUGCUGCUCUGCACAAAGAGGGCAAAUGCACCUGCAACGCAGACUUCCGUCCCUUCACCCCUGGCGUGAGCGAAGAGGAUAUGUCGCCCCAAGACAAGGAGACUCUGCGCAAGUGCCGUGAGGCCAACGCGGCGGCGGAGUCAAAAUCGCCACGGGGCACAGACAGACGGGGCGAGGACAAGCCCAUCACCAUGGAGCAGCGUAUUGCCGAGAUCAAGGAGGAGUUUGGCGAAUUCGAGGUGGAGGGCGAGAUCCCGGAGCGGGAGCAGGCCCAUCAGCUGCCCACCAUGAUUUAUUACUAUCCUUCCACUGGAAAUCUCACCGAACCCGCCGCAUCGGAAACUCCAGCCCACAAGAGCGAGCACCACAAGCUCAAACCGUCGGCCAGCGCUGCUUUCGGCAAAACCCCUCGCAAGAGCACGCUGCCAGCGCCGCACCCAUCUCUGCCCCCUCGCCCCAAGACACCCACCCGCGGCUUUCACCACCACCAGCUCGUGGCGGCUCCCUCCAAAUUCUCAACCCCCUCGGCCUCCCGCUACCAGCCGACCCAACCUCAAUUCUACCCGCCGACUCCCUCCACCACCCGAGUCGCGGCGCAGCGGGUCUACAACCCCAACCACAACCAUAACUACAACGGCCACAACAACCAGUAUCGCCACCAGCACUCCGGAGGCGUCGAGUACACCCCGAGCCACCGCCAGCAGCACUAUUACGAACCGACCGGCCCGGCCUACGCCACGCCGACUACCUACUCCGACGGCAUUCCGUUUGGCGCCUACCCCUGGGCUGCCCAGCCGCAGCAGACACCUGCUGGCAAGCCGUGGGCCGCUCAGGGUCCGAGACCGUAUCGCACUCCGGGGGUUGGUUGCUCCCAUGGUGGUUCGAGCUACUCGCCGGCGGGCGGUCACAAUUAUAGUGGUAGCGGUGGUCAGGGUUAUUAUCAGCAUAACACACCCGGCACCGGCGCUGGAACUGGUCAAACCCCGGCGGUCGGUUCUGGUUCCCAGCAGCGUAGGGUGUAUGCCAACUCCAACACUAGCCCAAGCCCUAACCCAGGCCCUCUCGGCAGCGGUAGCAAUGGCAGCGAGAACAACAAGAGUAACAACAAUUCCUCUACUCAACAGCCCGGCCGCGGCCCCAGGAGCAAGCGCGGCGGCCGUGGAGUCGGCAACCGUAGGGUUUCGGACUCGCAGUCUGAGUCGCAGUCGCAGUCUGAGUCGCAGUCGCAGUCUGAGUCGAAAUCGAAUUCGGGUUCUGGGGGUUCUUGGUUGAGUUCGAGCGAGAGCGAUGGGACUGAGACUUAUGUCGCUGAGGAUGGUCACGACGAGCUUGACAACCAGGGCCAAGACAACCAUCACCAUACCGACGACCAUGAUAGCCAUGACAACCUCAACACCAAGCACCAGCAGGACGUUCAGGGCCACCAGGAGCAACGGGAGCAGCCCCAAGAGCAGAAAGAGGAGAAGCACACCCCCCUCUGCGGCCUCCCCAUCGGUGCCGGGCCCGAAGGUGUCUCCCACAUGCCGUCCUGGUCCAACUGCCCUUUGCGCCGGCGGAGCGCGAGUGCCGGUGCGAGUGCCGGACCGGGACGUCUGACGAUCUCUGAGGGACUUUAUGAGUCGGAUGAAUCUGAUGACGAGUCGGACGAUUCUGCUUCUACUUCCGUUGAUGAGGAUGGUUCCGCUGCUGGUGAGGAUGAGGUUGAGAUUGCUGGUAAGGUUCAGAUUGCUGAGUUGGAGGCUGGGGUGGAUGGGAUUGAUGGGGUCAACGUCGAGGGAAUUAAGGGAGAAGGACAGACUGAGUCGGGGAUUUGGGGUGAAGGUUGGGAUGAGGGAGAAGAGGAUGAUGACGAGGAGGAUUAUGAGGAGACGGAGCACAAGAUGCCACGUCUGCAGAGGAGGCAUUCGGCUUCUGCUUGA